Molecule: messenger RNA, 1377 nt
Organism: Drosophila novamexicana
Lineage: Eukaryota; Metazoa; Arthropoda; Insecta; Diptera; Drosophilidae
Gene: TfIIA-L
Product: transcription initiation factor IIA subunit 1
Exons: 7
Coding region: 147-1295 (382 amino acids)
Biological process (GO): transcription by RNA polymerase II; transcription initiation at RNA polymerase II promoter
Cellular component (GO): transcription factor TFIIA complex
Source: RefSeq, a predicted model, not a curated record
UUCGUAUCGUCGUCACAUCUGUGUGUGUCAGACGAGACGCAUUUUUUCUUAAUUGUGAUUUAUAAAGGUUUUACGUCCAUCACAGUGUUCAAUUUGGUAAACAGUAACAACAGAAAGGUCUCAAACUGGCGGAGAAAAAAGUACAGAUGGCAUUAUGCCAAACAUCAGUGCUGAAAGUCUAUCAUGCCGUCAUCGAGGAUGUUAUCUCGAAUGUGCGCGACGCCUUUCUGGAUGAGGGCGUUGAUGAGCAGGUGCUGCAGGAAAUGAAACAGAUAUGGCGCAAUAAGCUAUUAGCAAGUAAGGCGGUCGAAUUGAAUCCCGAACCCGGCGAGCCAGGCCACCACCCACCGCCCAUUGUGGCCAACAAUCCAAAGAGCUCCAAGGCUGCCAAUGCCAAGGCCAAAAAAGCCGCCGCCGCUGCAGCUGCUUCACAACAGAACAACAGCGGCGCCACCGGCGGCAUCAGCAGCAGCGCAGACAGCAAUAAGCUGGCAUCGCCAUCGAUUGCCGGCAAAUCAACAGCCAUUGGCGCCGCAGCUGGCGGCGGCAUGAAGAAUGGCAUAGGUGCCAUUAAACAGGAGGUCACAUCACAGAAUCCACCGCCGCUGCAUCCCACAAGCGGUGCGACAAUGAUGCAAAAGCAACAGGCAGCGGCCGCUGGUGCCACAUCCGGUGGCCAAACGCCAAUACCAAUUGUCGCACAAUUGGAUCCCAAUCGCAUUAUGCCUGUUAAUAUAACGUUACCUUCGCCACCGGGAUCAACAAACUCGGAAUCUCGUGUUCUCACCAUACAAGUGCCCGCAUCGGCACUGCAGGAGAAUCAGUUGACCCAAAUACUAACCGCUCAUCUGAUUUCAUCAAUUAUGUCAUUGCCCACCACGUUAGCCUCCUCCGUGCUGCAGCAGCACGUGAAUGCAGCGCUUAGCAAUGCCAAUCAUCAAAAAAAUUUGGCCCUUGCCAAACAGUUAGACGGCGCUUUAGAUUCAUCAGAGGAGGAUGAGAGCGAGGAGAGCGAUGAUAAUGUAGACAAUGAUGACGAUGAUGAUCUGGACAAAGAUGAUGAUGAUGAUGCUGAGCACGAGGAUGCCGCCGAGGAGGAGCCGCUAAAUAGCGAGGAUGAUGUCACCGACGAGGACUCUGCUGAAGUUUUUGACACAGAUAACGUUAUUGUUUGCCAGUACGAUAAAAUCACACGCUCGCGCAACAAAUGGAAAUUCUAUCUCAAGGAUGGCAUUAUGAAUAUGCGCGGCAAGGAUUAUGUGUUUCAAAAAUCCAACGGCGAUGCGGAAUGGUAAUCGACGUGAAACGGCAACAAGAAAACAAGCAUAGUGUGAAGAUCCAUCAGAUAAGAAAUAAAAAGAAUACAAACAAAUAAAA